Carcharodon carcharias (great white shark) is the source of this 3936-nucleotide messenger RNA. It is a transcript of the gene ncbp2as2, whose product is annotated as protein NCBP2AS2. The record is from RefSeq and is a predicted model, not a curated record. The transcript has a single exon. NCBI's taxonomy places the organism in Eukaryota, Metazoa, Chordata, Chondrichthyes, Lamniformes, Lamnidae. The coding region runs from base 161 to 469 and encodes 102 amino acids.
GUGACGGAGCGGUGCUGCCGAUCGCCGAGCUGGUCGGACGGUUGCCAUGGCGAUCGGGGCGGGAAGGAGAAGAGGAUGGAAUGGAUGGCGAGGGCGGAAGGGUGAAGGAGGCCGAAGGUGAGCGUGAGUUUGAGGGUGGCUGGCCGGCCGGUCGGUCGCCAUGGUGCUGGGGAAACUGCUGCAGUCGGUGCUGAACAACGCGCGGCUGAUCGAGAAGCUGUCGGAGACCCCGCCGAUUCGGCGGGCGGCCCAGAUCACGGUGUAUUUGAUCAGCCGGCUGGAGCUGGGCGGCCGGAAUGCGGCCCAGCGGCUGAGUCAGUCGAGCACCGUCCGGCAGCUCCGCGAGCGGACGAACAUUCCCCGCAACCUGGGCGAGCUGAGCAAGAGAGCGGCCCAGCUGAGAGACACCUGGGCGAAGGAGCUGAGGGAAGGCAUGAAGGGGACUUCGGGGCAGAAGAAACAGAAGUAAGGAAUCGUCGUCGUCGUCGUCCCCCCCCCCGGCCCCCGGGUCAGUUUCCCCGAGAUUUCGACACCGAACACCUGCUGCCAAGACUGGAUUAGUGAGCACAUUUUGAAAAGUUAUCCCAUUUCGGAAACAUAGCAGUCCUGCGGAGACCCAGACUGAAAUUUGGAUGAAUCCCCUUCAGACUUCAUGGUGUUUGGAUUCGAAUGCAACAGCUCACUUGAGUUUGAAAUUCUUUGGGAUUUAUUGUCAUGGGGGGAAAAGAUCAGGAUCAUGAUUGCCUUUGGACAGAUUGCCAGGAUAGGUUGUCAAAUGAAACCUAUGUUAGCCUUCCUAACCGUUUUGCUGUAAUUGUUUAAGAUUCAUUUUAAAAAUGUGAAACAUCAUUAAUAACAAUGUACACCAAUAAUUCGUCAGAUAAGACGUGAUGGGUCAAAGAAAAAAUGUCUAUCGUUAUUUGCCUUGUUGCAUGGACAAACUGUUAUAGCAAAUACUUUUUCUUUUACAAAAUGGAAAACUUGCACAGUACUUCUAUUUAUGUUUAAAUAUAUUUUAAAAUAACAGGCAAUGUUGUUCAGGAAAAUAGCCUCAUAGUAAGACACUAAUUUGGGGGAAUUGUAAGCCUUUUAAUCCAAGAACAAGGCUUUUUAGUGAGAAAUUGAGGUGAAGGAAUACAAUCUGUAGUUUUGUUUUUGUUUGAACCGCUUGCAUCUUUUGUUAUAUGUCCGAAGGCCCUUCAUGGUAGUGUUAUCAGACAAAACUUGAGACUGUGCCACACAAAUAAAUAUUAGGACAGGUAAUCAAAAGUUUGGCUAAAGAGGUAAAUUUUAAAGAGUGGCUUUUGAAGAAUGUGAAAGGUUUAGGGGAGGAAAUUCCAGAGUUUAAACCCUGAAGUUAAACAGCUGUAGGUGAGAAUGUAGUCCAGGAGUGGCAUCAUGUGGCGGAAGCAUUUUUUCUUCCAUUAAUCUCAGCAGAGGGGCACUGCUGCAAGGGUGUGAAAGCAGUUACUCAGGAGGAAAGUUCUGGUCAGACUGAGAUAUGGCUCAACACGUGAGUUAGGCACUCAAAACUCAGUUGGAAAUGUAUGAGCAGCUGAACAGAGUGGAAAAGUAAAGCUGUGAUCAGAGGAUCACUUCUCACUUCUCCUGUACGUCAAGUGCUGAUAAGCCUUCUACCCUUCCAUCAACACUUCAAACAUUAACUUCAAACAGAGGGAAGGGGGACUGGACAUUAAACUCAACCCACCACCCCAAGCAAGAGAUGCAGUCAAUUUGGUAUAUUUACUCAUUUGUCCACUGUGCAUACAAUAAACACUGAUAUAAGUUCCUCAUAUGUCCCAAAUUUACACGUUUCACUGCACCAGUUUUUAUUAUUCCCAAAUCCAGAAUCUGAAUUCAGAUUCUCAAACUGCCAUAAUAGGAUUUGGAUUAUUAGUUCAGUAACGUUAUGGGAUGUGAUAGUGAUUUGGUUAGUACUAAAAUUCAAGAUUUUAGGAAUUAUGUAACUGAAAAAUGCAUGUAACGAGAGAAAAGCUAAUAUAACAGUCUAGUAUAUCAAAAAUAUCAACACAUCAAUGAUAGUACUGGAAUAUUAUGUAUCACAUUAGAAUUACACAAUGAAUUAACUUUGCAGUGCAAGUGACUGUUAUUGGGGACUAACAAAUGGACAGUAUUUUUGUGAUAUUUAUUGAGGGCCAACAAACUGUGAGAACUUGCUGUUCUUUGAAACGUGUCAUGAGAUCUUUAUCACCCACCUGAACAUUAGCAUCUCAUCUGAAAUAUGGCGUUGUGGACUCCAGAAGUCAAUUAUCCUGGCAUGCAGCAACAGUGUUUGGGGUAGGCCAAUUAACCAGAACCGAUGUGGGACGGCAUUUAACCGGCUUAAAGUUAGAAGACUGAAUCAGGAAAAAAAUUGUAGGAUUUUGACUCAACUUGUUUGACCACUGAACUAAGCCUCAAAUUAUAGUAAAAUGACAACAGUGGCUGAGCAGGUCCCUGAACCCACAGCUAAAUUUAACAUCUAUAAUUUCCAUCCCUCUCUUGGCAACCCUAGGAAAUCCCCACUUCAGAUUUUAUUGCUAAUUAACAAGAGAUAACUUUAACUUAAAUACUAUGAAAUUAUAGUAUUCACUAGUUGUUAUAUGAUAGUACUUAUACUGAACUACAUUUCCAACCCUGCUUUUGAGAUGCCUUGCUAAGAAGUGGCUGAGCAGUGACAUGGGAAACUGUGACCUGUGCCUUCAGUGACCAAAUGUUUUAUUGACCCCAAACGAUCAAAAGGCAAACUUAAGCAGAAAUUCAUGGAGUGUGAAAAUCAACAGCUUAUGUUUGUGAGACUCAAAAGAUUACACCAUGAGAGAAUUCCAGGGACCCAGAUAAAGGGUUUGAGAAAACAAGUUCCUUUAAUCCCAGACAAGAUGCCUGGGUACCAAGGUCACCACAUUUUAUUUGCAUAGGCCAGGCUACUGAAAUAUUAACGUGCUGUUUGUAAGAUUCCAAGAAUAGCAAAAGCAGAUGACAUCAGGGACCACGAGACACUGACCUGUAACAUUGCCUGACUCCAUCCCUACCUCAGCUCAUUUGCUGCUGAAACCCUCUUCCAUGCCUUUGUUACCUUUGGACUUGACUGUUCAAACACACUCUCAGCUGAUCUCCACAUUCUGUAAAUUUGAGGUCAACCAAGAUUCUACUGCCUGUACUACCUCAUAUCAAGUCUCGUUCAUCUACCACCUCCAGGUAGCUGGCCUACGUUAUUUUCUAGUUAAGCAAUGACUCAAAUUUAAAAUCCUUAUCCUUGUUUUGAAAUCCCUCCUUGGCCUCACCCCUUCCUAGCUCUGUAAUUUUCUGCAGCCUCACAACUCUCUUUGAGGUAUCUGUACUUCUUUAAUUCUGGCCUCUUGAUCAUCCUCAAUUUUAAUUGCUUCCCCAUUGGUGGCUAUGCCUUGAACUCUCGAAUUCUCUUUCUAAACCUCUCUCUGCCUCUCUACCCUGCUUUAAGAGUACCCUUAAAACACAUCUCUUUGACCAAGCUUUUGACCAUUGAUUCUAAUAUUGCCUUACGUGGCUCUGUGUCAAACUUUAUAACACUCCUGUGAAGUUCAGCUGCUAUAUAAAUAGAUGUUAAACUUAUUGCACUGUCACUUUAACUGUUCUUUGCUGGCGAGAUCUGCCUACCUUCUUGGUUGGCACUUCUUCCUAUUGGCAUAGCCUAGAUCAGGAAUGUAUAAUUUGAGAUAGCAGAAAUCUGCAUUCUUCUACUGCAGCAUCUCUUACGUAGUCUUGUCUGUGCCACAGUGGCUGUAGAGAGGGAACAUGUGGUGUCCACCAAUACGCUUCAGAUAUUCCCAAACAGUGGAGUAACUGGGUAUGGAGUAACUGAUGUGGAAAAUAAUAUUUGCAUUUAUCUUUAUACAACAACAAUAUCCAAAUUUUAUGGUGCCUUUAACAUAAUAAAAUGAUCCAAGGUACCUCACA